AUGCACUGGAGUUUGGGUCCGUCGGCCCGAGCUCUUUCUUUUUUCUUUUUUGUUCCAAUCGUCACACUUGCCCUAAGGCAUCAUCCGUUCGCAGGUUUGUCUGCUUAUUAUUUUUUCCAUCUUUUUCUUGCGAUUUUCUGUCUGCCGUGCCAGUUUUUCACAAAGUACAGAGAAUUCGAGACUUAAAAAAUGACUUUUGAAGAGUUUACUAAAUAAUAUUUAUAAAAAAUAACUUUUUGAACAGAAAAAAUUCGUUGCCUUUAUGAGCGAACCGCGGAUUAGGAGAUAUUCACUCGAAUCUUAAAAUUUGAAUAAGUAUUUUUGAUGAAAGUUUUUAAAGAAUGUUCACGAUUAUACAAUAAUAAUUAAAUUUUUAAUUUUUCUGGGUUUGAAAGAAACACUUCAAAAAAAAAUUGGGAUUCGAAGGAUAACAGGGGUAACCAAAAUAAUUCACAUGUGCAUUGACGGGUUCGGAUGAAUGUUUGCCUAUAUUUCAAAGUAUAGUUGUGUGAACGGCUUUUAUAUCAGACCCUUUUGUACGAGAACUUUUUCUUAAGUCUUGUCUAAGUUUAAAUUUUCAAUUAUUUUACGUUUUUAUCUGACUUUAUCUGGUGAGAGAGAGAGAGACGUUUCAGUUGUUUUUUUUUAUUCUAAUUAUUCGGCUUUUCCGUUCCAUGUGCUCUUCUCAAAAAUUCUUGCUAGUAUUUCUGAAGGACCACAGGUCGGAUACAGGAAAUUAUCGAAGAGAAUUGCCGUCUUCAGCCUUCCUUUUUUAGGACAUGUGAGAUACAAAAGACAGCUGGUAGAGGAGCCGGCGCAGCAGAUCGACCUCAACAUCACGGUGCCGUACAUUUUCUCGGCUCGUCUUUAUCCUUAUGGACCGACGCGCGGCGACAUUUCCAUUCGGGGCGAUGCCGAAGUCUACAAACUCGAAAAUCCUUUUCACUUCAUGGCAGGUGUCUACGACACUAUUUACGUGAGUUCAUGAAACUGUCUUUCAAAGAAAAAUUUUUUGGCUCGAAAGAGUUUUAUUCGAACUUUUUUAAAUUUUUCUACAUAAUUUCGGGUUUUUUCGAUUCAAAAAAAGCUGGAAAAGAAUUAGAAUAGCUAAACUUUUAAGAGUUUGUCAAUUGAUCUCCGUAAUACGGGAUUUCGCAGCUUUUGUCGUCAUAAAUUAUAAGUGCAAGCUCUAUCCCACUAAACCUCCUAAUCUGCAGGAUCUAUGAACGGUGCAGACGCUUUCAGGCGAUCUGCACCGUGUAUUUUGUAACAAUGUUUAGACACAAAGGCUUUUUUUUCAAAAAUAGUGUGGCUCGCUUUCGAUACUCUUUACAUCGAAAAAUGUGAGCUCACAGAUCCUGCAGAGUACUCUAGAAAAUAUCUCUAGAACACAUAAUUCCAGUUUUUCGUUCUGAUUUGAUUCUUCUUUAUUUUAAUAUUUUUCCCCUUUUUCAACUCUUAUUCGCGCCAAUUCUUUUUAAUUUUAGAAUCUAAAGUGUAAUAAAGGCCCCUGGCAAACAGUUUUUUGUUUCUGAUUGGUUAGUCACUUGCUAGUAAAACCUCGAAUUUUAAUAUUUUCUAUAAUAGAAUCGCGAUUUUUGUCAUCUGCCAGGCUUCUUCUUGUUUCUAGGAAAAUUUAAAGGUUUCUUCUCGUAGAACCAUUAGGCUGGACCGAGUCUGCCAAAAGUUGGUUCCUGGAAUCCUGCUGGCGUUUUCUCUCUGAAGCGUUGCUGUUGUCUGGUGGUUUCCGAAUUCCCGAAAACAAGCUUGCGUUAUCACUUAUCUCGGGCCGUCGGGCGCGUGUCAGGUCACCGCGGCUUUCACUCUAUCACCUAUCAUCCCAGGGCGAUCGAUGCCGCCGUUCCGUUCUGUAUCAUGCGUCUGCGACAGGUUCGAUCCCUAUAUAGGCCUCGGUAAACAAUACAUUUCCCAUACAUUUCAACAAGAAGCAACGCUGUAGCAGUGGCUCCAUUAAUGAAUUUAACCGACCUUUCGGAGAGAGAAUCACGUUCAAUGUUUGAAAAAUUUUUGAAAGCACGAUUUUUUGGUGUUUUCGUUGUUUUCCUCCGUGUAGCCUGUUCAGUAAGAGCUAACUUUGAAGAUAAUUGAGAGAGGGACCUAGGAGGCUGCGAAUUUUUCAAUGUGGAGAGGAUUUGUUAGUUGGUCUGAAGAUUUCACGGGGCGUGGUCUUUAGAAUCAGUAGUUUUUAAGUGAGUAAUAAUUGAGGAUAUAGGUGGAAACCCCCGGAAAAUGAUUAGAAAUAGUUUUGAUUUUUGAACAGAUUACCUUUUUCACAAAAAUUUUGAAAUUUUUUUUAUCAUUUUUGUUUGAAUUUUUUUUUUUGGAACUUUAUUGGCUGUUAUUCAAUAAGGUAUCGCUUCAACGCAAAAAAAUUCGAUUUUGAAUUCAUAAUUCAGAGUUCAAAAAGCGUGUUUCGAUAAUUCAAAAGCGCAUAGCAAAUAAAUUAACGAAGAUGCCAGGUGAGAACAUAUUGCGACUUAUGUCAAAACAAUGGAGUGAAACUGUUUGUCGAGCGACUCAAGGAAGGUCAUGGUGAUCUUCAAACAUCCGCUAGCGAGCCGAAACCGAAAGUGGUCCGCUCGUGGGCAAAUAAACGUCUUCCUUCACGCAAAUCCCGCAUUUAUUGUUUCCAUGAGCCGAUUCAGGACUUUUCCUCCUAAAAAAGAAGGAGUGCAGCGCUUCGGUUCAAUUAGUUAUUCACUCGUCGGAACGUGAUAUGGGGUCUGAAGUCUGUCGUUGGAAUCAUGAGAAUACCUCUGAGGGCUUGGAGCAAAAUGAUAUAGACUUGAGGGAGACUCUCAAGUACCUCCGAGAUGGCUUAGAUAGAGCUAAAAGGUAUGCUGGAGGUCUCACGAUGGACAUAUUAUGAAGUCUCUACGAUCCAUUUUGAGAGGUAUCUUUGUGGACACAUCAUGGUAUACUCUCGAUCCGCCUGUGAGAGUAUUGCUGCGGAAAAGAAUGGAAAAAUCCGAAAAGUUAUAUACUUCGAUGAUUUUUUGAAGCGUUUCGAAGCGAACGCGCAAAGAAAAAAUUUUUUUACAAUAGUUUUUAUUCUACUGUGUUCAGUGUAAAAAUGUGACGCGAAAUAAAAUAAUUUGAUGAAAACAUGCGAACAGACUCCGGACUUUUCUUAAAUUCCGUCUCUACGCAGGUGUAGGCUGCUUGGAGGUCUCAGUAAAUUUCUAACCGACUUCAUUGCUUUAUUGAUUUUAUCAGAAUUUAUUUUUUGAAUGAAAAUGAGAAAAUGAUCACCUACUUUCAAUGUUUAUUGAGGGAGUUCAUUAUUGUCUCAGCGAAAAAUCUCAGAUCCGAAGAGAUGGCUCAAUCGGAAUGUCCUCGAAGGCCUCUCGGCCGGCGGCCCUGCCUGUCGACGAACCAACUAUCGCAGUUUUCUGGAUGCCGUCGCAUGGCGGCAACGUCCACUACCGCGAAACAGAUGGUGUCUUUAUUCGAGUUUUGAGUAGAGACCAACUCGUUCAGACGUGAGCAUCGUCAACUUGGCCCACAACGAGGUCAACAUCCAGUAUCGCUACGGAUCACAGUUCCGCGUCAAGAGCGUAGUCCUCGUCACUUGGGAAAACGUGCACGAUCAGCAGAAACUCGUGAGUCCAAAGUUUUUCGCAAGGCUGUUUCAAGAUUUGUGGGGUGUCUUAGUCUCGUUGGAUUGAAAUGAAUGAGGCAUUUCUCAUGAGCGAUUCGAAAUUAUUCGGAUGACCAGUUUUUGUCCUCAUAUGUGCGGAACGCGCUCAAUUAUCCUUGUACGAUUUUCUGAACCUGCGUGCCUUUUGAUAGCAAAAGGCUUGUACCGCAUCUGAGCGUUUUCAAAUUAGUUUCAGAAAGAAAAAAGAAAAACAAUUUCUAAAACCAUCCCGAUGUUGCGAAAAUUUUUUCUUCACAGGUGGGGUUAGUUAAUCCACCUAGUGGUCUUUUUCCCUCCCUGCAACAUCACCAUACCAUCCCGAUGUUGCGAAAAUAAAUUGAAUCCUUUUCAAAAUAGGAAACCGAAGGCAACACUUUCCAACUGGCGUUGAUUGUCGGAGAUUCGAUGACUUUCGCCCACCUCGUCUACAGCAAACUUGCUGCCAACAGAAACGCCGUGGUUCGUCAUUUCAAUUAUAACUAGUGCAGAACGGAAAAGUUUUAUGGACCAAAGCACAUCAAAACUAAAAAAUGCAGUCAAUUUCAAGAGAAGAAGAAAUUUCAUAAUAUAAUCAUAUGAGAUUAGACUUUAAAAACCUUAUGAUUCAGGCCGGAUUCUCUUCCGGGACGUUGUCCUACUCUUUGCCUGAUUCGGCCACGGCCGAGGCCAUGAUGUUGUCGGAAAAGUCUGACAUCGGAAUCCCCGGCGAAUGGCUUUUCCGAAUUGACAGCGAACAGGUUAGAUUCGUGAUUUUUCUUGUGGUGUUUUCAAACUGCGUCAAUAGAAUUUGCGAUUUCUCAUUACAUAUACGAAUGUUGACCAGUAGGAACCUGAUCACCCACGUUCCCUAUUUGGGACAACCAUCCAAUUCCUUUUUUUUCAAGCGCUUAAUUUGUUCGUCAAGUCGGUUAGCAGUUUUAUGAGCGUUAUCUUUAUCGAAAAUGUUGUUCCACUCAAACACUAUCGUUUAACCAGUGUUUCAAUAACGAGAAGGAAGAUCGAGACUUGCAGGUCUACCUGUGUGGCGCCGGUUUCAAAGGAUUGGAAUGCAUUGAAAGCUGCGCCCCAUCGCAAUGGUUCAACGACUGCUCUCGAAGGUUUCCUACAUCCUAUUGCGAAUCAGAUAAGGAAUCAGGAUUACUCAAGUUCUAAUCAUUAUUUGGAAAGCUUCGACACUCACGUGUGGCUGUCGGUUUCGAAGGAGAUUUGAGUAGUCUCAUUGAAGAAAUCGAAAAUUAUUUCAUGCCGUGUUCAAAGUAAUUUCCGCGAAAUGCAAAAUACCCGUUAGAGAAAGGAAAAGAUCACUAAAUUUUGGAGAGUCAGAGAUCAUUUUGCAUUUCGCGGAAAUUACUUUGAACACGGCAUCAAAAAACAGGAGUAUUUUAUGGGAAAAAAAGUAAUGGUAUACCUAUUUUUCUUAGAGGAAAAUGCAAAGUUUUUUUCGUCCUCUUCAUUCCAAAAAAGUCUAUAAUAACAUUAAAUUUUGAUGUUCAGCUGUCACUGCGACGGCGCGGACUCUUGCGACCAGGAAAACGGCCGCUGCCCCAACGGAAAGUGCUCACCCGGCUGGCAGAACGAACCUGUCUGCGACGAAGGUAGUCUUUGAGAGAAUAAGCAGAACAUUGAAACUUUCUGACAGACAUCGACGAGUGCGUCGAGGGGACGUCGACGUGUCCUAGGGAGCAGCCGGACUGUCUCAAUACUCCCGGCGCCUUCCUCUGUCUUUGUUUCGAGUACGACGAAGUUCGUAAGGCCUGCAAGAGCUCCGUCGACAGAGGUUCCUGCCCAUUUCUUGCUUAUCACAGAGUUCCUUCAGAAGAGAUUGCUUCGCCCCCAUCUCAGCCGAUUCCUGUCGACAUUGUUCCUCUGAAACCUUCAUUUUCCAGAGCCGCUCCUACUAUCAAGGCUCGUUUUAACUUAAAACGUUUUCUCUACAAUUUAAUUACUUUUGGUAAUUUCAUGAAUGAGAUUCUCAUAAGGAGAAUUAUCUUCGUUUUGUAAGAAUUACUUCGCCAGUUCGUUUUGUGAAGUUUUAUUUGAUAAGCAAACUCAAGAAGUUAAAAAAGAAUUCAAAAAAUAUUUUUUGCGAUUUAAAUUACAGUAAUUAUGGUUUUUUAGGUUUGUUCAACAGGUAGUUCAAUUUCUAGUGAGCUAUUAGGGUGGCAGGAAAGAAAUGCGUGUUUUUGAUGUCAUUUAAUUUUAUCAUAAGAACAAGGUUAUCACAAAUUAAUUAGAAAUGUAAUUUCUAUCUGUAUUAGCACCUUGUCAACAAUGCUCACGCAGAGAAUGGAUACUCUCUCUGACAAACUAGGCCGCCUACGAGUCAAAGAAGUUGCGCCCCAAAUUUUGACUUCAUCAGAGUUAUUCAAUUUUUUUUGGCUGUUAAGCGAUCCAAUGAUUCGGACAAAUGAUAAAUGCGAAGAGCCAUGUCUGAGCAUUGUAGCGGAAAAAGCAGAAAUUUGAAGAACAAUUUUUCUGAUUUUGGGCUAACACAUUUUCGCAAAAAAAAAAACGAAAAAGCGAUAUUGUGAAGCCAUUUUUCAUUUCUCAUUUUUUGCACUCCGUUGCGUAAAAAAACUGUUUUCUUUUGCAGAUAUGGGUGUGUAAUAACUAAUAAGCCAGUUUCACAGGUGUCUGUUGUGGAUCCAGUCUAAUGGCAUUUUAAAAUCGCCUUUAUCGUCGAUUUUUUCGUGUUUUUUGAUUUCAAAGGUCUUUUCGCCUAGUGAACAGCGCUGAAGCAAUUCGUAAUGUUAACUAUCAGAAAAAGCAUCAAUGGUGAUCAUAAUAUUGAAAGGUGCCAAGCUUCUUAAAUUGAUUUGUACUUCUUGAAAUAACGCGAAAACUAGGAACGUCAGCAAAUUAUAUAUCCAGUGACGCACAAGGACAAGCCUUUUUCGAAAAAAACACCGUUCCAAAUAAUAUUGCUUCUUGGAUGAAUUAGAUGCCGACAAAAACGAGCCGCAUUUCUUUCAUGCCAACCUAAUAGAAUAUAUAAUGCAUCUAUCGAAGGAGUUUUUCUUUUGCAUUGUGCUAUUUUAUAUUUUUUUCUCCUAUUUGUUAACGUGAUGAUAAUUAAUGUACCAAUGGUUUUGUGAAAAGGAAAUUAGUGAAAUGGAAGAAAUGAUGAAAAUGUGAAUCGAACCUCCCAGUUCAAUCAGACGACUGCAAUAUCAUAAGGAUAUGUUCAGCCGCCAGUCCAACACACUCGGUUCAUUUCGACGACAAGAACAACCCGGUUGCCGCCGACUCGAAAGCCCUCCACUUCCAUUUCGCAACACUUCACUAAUACGGUAAAUGGAUUAUCUAAAAUGAAAAAUUUUUUGGAAUUUUUUCUUUUUUUUUGCGUGAGCAGCCUCAAUUUGAAGUUGCAGCCCCUCUCCACCACCGAUCCGACAACGAAACAUAUGACGACUACGACCGCUUCUACCACGGUUAGUCUUAUUCUUUGAGCUCGCUGGUCAAAAACUCGAAAGUAGUUUUUUUGAAAGCAUCCUGCUUUUUAUUAUUGUUUUCUAUAAAUCAAUCACUUGUUUUGUUGUUUAAGUCAUACACUAGACUGCGCGGUGCGCAGGAACUUUUUGAGCUAUAUCGAACAACCGCCUUUGGCGAGCUCAAAGUCCAAACGUGUAGUUGAUCAAGUUGAAAGUCUUACGUUCUCUCGCGUCGGUCUACUCCGUGUAGUCCGUUCAUUUUUGUCUCGACGAGCUCAGAAUGUAGCGGCUGUUCUAACUCGGGCUCGGUGGUCUAGAUGGAAAAAUUAAAAUGAGAGCGACCAUUUCGAGAGAACUUAACACAGGAUUUAUUCUAGUUUAAAAAAAAACGUUUCCGAAAAAAGGUUGUGUGAAAAUAAACGGAUAGCUCAAAAAUUGUCUGUUCUUCUAUAUAAUUUUCGUUUUGAAGGUUUCGGUGUGCCAACUCUGCGACUCCCGAGCCGAGUGUGUCCAAGGCACGUGCAAGUGCUCCCAAGGGUGGCGCGGAGAUGGAUUCAGGUGAAGGAAAAUUUUUCUUUUUCGAAUCAGACGCUUUCCGCAGGUGCUACGACGUGGACGAGUGUGCAGUGACGGCCUCUGUCUGCGGCAACCACUCGACCUGCAGCAACACCGAUGGCGGCUUCGAGUGCACCUGCGUCGGCGGCUUUCGUUCCGAAGACGGCGACUGCGUCGGUGAGUGCAACCGACCCCUGACGGUUUUAUGUUCUUUGCAGACGUCGACGAGUGCCGCGAAACUCCGCAGAUCUGCGGGGGCGGUCGUGGCGUCGAGUGCGUCAACAGCGAAGGAUCUUUCCUUUGUCGCUGUCGCGACGGCUAUCUGGGCGAUCCUUCCGAAACCUGCACGGGUCAGAUUUUACAACAGUUUCAGUUUGGAACGGAAAAGUUUACAUCAAAGUUUCAUUAUUCUAUUAUUAGGUAGGAAAAAGAAGAUAAUUAAAAAGAUAAACUGCGUAAAAAUAUGAAAAAAAUGUUCAUGUUUUUAAAUUCUUAACAAGCUUUUUUUGAAGCAUUAUUUCUAGCUGGAAAAUUGAGAGGCUCGAAUCAAUGUUAUUUUCAAAGGUAAAAAAAUAUGAUUAAAAAAACCUGAAAAAUAUGAAAUUUCGUUCUCGGGUAUUAUCAAAACUUAAAGUACAUAUAAUGAAAGGGGUUUUUUUUCCGUCUGAAGAUCUCUAAUCUGUUAAAUGAAUCGUUUUAAUUUAAUAAAAAUCUAGUAAAAACUUAUCAAUGAAUGAAAUGAGAACUACAAGAAAAGACAACAUUUUUUCUGAAGAUGUGAACGAAUGUGAGAGCGGUGAUGCAUGCGGUCCCAACGCGAACUGCACCAACACGGUGAGUCGGCCUCGAAGUCGCCACAAGCGGACGAGUUGUAGGACGGAGGAUUCGAGUGCGAGUGUCAGUCGGGCUUCGAGAGGCUUGCCGAGGGAGCCCACUGCACGGACCGCGACGAAUGCGCCGUCGAGCCCUGCCAUCCGGCCGCCAUCUGUUCCAACACUCGGUCCGUCCCUCAGGAUUCUCUCCAAUCGUCCUUUUCCAGAGGCGGCUACUCCUGCGCUUGCAUCGAAGGCUUUGUCGGCGACGGAACGACUUGUCACGGUCAGUCCCCAGAUUCUUUCUCGCGUUUUCAAACUAACUUUUCUUCUAUAGCAAAUAACAAUUUUAUUUUAAAAAAUAAAAUUGAACUCUUUACACCGAAUCAGAAAAUAAAAAAUAGCUUCUGAAAACAAGGAAAAAUACGACUAGUUCAAUUUUUAGCGGAUGCCUUCUAAACGAUGCGAAAAAGGAAAAAAAUAAUAGAAAAAGAAGAAAGAAUAGAGAAAGAGAAAAAAGAACUUAAGCGGGCCAAUACUUUUCCGAACCGUGCUUUAUCCGAACCAAAUUCCGAACCAAUGAUUUAUCCGAACCUACUUUAUCCGAACCACCCUAUGCUUUAUGCGAACCACUUUUUUUGAAUGCAUGCUUUAUCCGAACCACUUUUUUUGUAAAAAAAGUUUAUUACUUUUUUUACUAUUUAAAUGCCGUUUUCUUAGCUUUUUUUGCGAUGACUAGUUGCCCCAUAAGACUCAAUGACCUGGAACUAGAAUUUUCUGUCAAUUUCUUUUUUUCGAAUUUCUUGUUAUAUGAGUUUGAUUUUUUUUCGCUCAUAUUUUUCUAAAAACAUCCAAAAAAACUGAUCUUCCAAACUCCAUCUUAUUAUUCAAGACUCUGAAGGUAUAGAAAAAAAUUGAACUCGAGCUGAAAAAGAAUAUGGACAUGCCCCGGUUAAACCUUGUUUCCCAACAAAGAUCGCUUCUGGACGUUUUUCCUUGAACAUUUCGAUGCCUGUUGGUUCAUCGUAGGAGAAUCUGCGAACGGCUCAUUAGAAGAAGUUCUCUCGAGUUCAGUUAUUCGAAUGAGAUUUUUCUUUAUGAAAGUUUCUAGACAGCUUUAUGUAUGGUUUUUUGACAGAUAUUAUUUCUUAAUAUCGCCGCCUUUUGUGAUCUUUCACUUCUUCCAUGCAUGUUGGUUCUUCGUAGGGGAAUCUGCGAACAGCUCAUUAGGACGAAUCCCCUCGAAUUUAGAUAUUCAAAUAAGAUAUUUUCUUUAGAAAAUUCUAGGAAGGUUGAAGAAAGGCUUUUCAAAGCUGAAUUAAUAUUAAUCAGCGUUCUAAAAAGUGAAUGAUAAAUAAUAAAAAGAUCGAAAUGAGUUCGAACUUUUGCUGGCUCCAGCCCAACCCAUUCCAUUCAAUGUUUUACCCUGUUCCGACCGUUCCCUUUUUGAAAGCUGAUCGUUUGUUCAGGAACAUUCAAUGAUUUUUUUGUCAUCGAACAUCUGUUGUUUUUUUCAACAAUAAAUUAGUCCAAAUCUAGCAAAAAAAUUUUUGUUUCAGCAGGUUUUUCAGGAUGUUUGAAGGAGGCUCGGAAGGUUGACGAGAGGGGCCUCGGAGAUUCGCUGCCACGGAAAUCAAAAAAAUUCAGAACUUUCAAACGGCUGAAAGUAAUUUGAAUCUGAGCUUCGGAUAUUCAGAAUUGCAAAUUUUUUUCUGACAACAUACACUCAAAUCAUUUCAGUCUUUAAAAAAAUAUUUCGUUCCAAGCGCGCGAAACCUUUGCGCCUUCGUAAAUUAUCGUUUUUUUUUUCGAAAUAAUCGUUCCUUUUUACGGUUUUUCUGCCAAUGUUCCGAGCUUUUUUUCUCUCUUAUAAGUUUAAUUCCUUCUUUUUUUAAGUCAUAGAAGUCAAUUUGUAUUUCGAGUGCCUUUUCUAAAGUUAUGAAGGAAAAGUUUUAGGAUAUCAAAAUAAUUUCUUUCAAAGUCUAAUUUAAUUUCCAUCUCAUUUUAAUUUUCAUUAAUCUUUUUUUCCUGAACUAUCUGGAACGAAAUAUUUUUUUAAAGACUGAAAUGAUUUGAGUGUGUGUGUCAGAAAAAUUUGCAAUUCUGAUUAUCCGAAGCUCAGAUUCAAAUCACUUUCAGCCGUUUGAAAGUUCUGAAUUUUUGAUUUCCGAGGCAGCCAAUCUCCGAGGCCCCUCUCGUCAACCUUCCGAGCCUCCUUCAAACAUCCUGAAAACCUGCUGAAACAAAAUUUUUGCUAGAUUUGGACUAAUUUAUUGUUGAAAAAAACAACAGAAAAAAAAAUGUUCGAUGACAAAAAAAUCAUUGAAUGUUCCUGAACAAACGAUCAGCUUUCAAAAAGGGAACGGUCGGAACGGGUAAAACAUUGAAUGGAAUGGGUUGGGCUGGAGCCAGCAAAAGUUCGAACUCAUUUCGAUCUUUUAUUAUUUAUCAUUCACUUUUAGAACGCUGAUUAAUAUUAAUUCAGCUUUGAAAAGCCUUUCUUCAACCUUCCUAGAAUUUUCUAAAAGAAAAAUAUCUUAUUUGAAUAUCUAAAUUCGAGGGGAUUCGUCCUAAUGAGCUGUUCGCAGAUUCCCCUACGAAGAACCAACAUGCAUGGAAGAAGUGAAAGAUCACAAAAGGCGGCGAUAUUAAGAAAUAAUAUCUGUCAAAAAACCAUACAUAAAGCUGUCUAGAAACUUUCAUAAAGAAAAAUCUCAUUCGAAUAACUGAACUCGAGAGAACUUCUUCUAAUGAGCCGUUCGCAGAUUCUCCUACGAUGAACCAACAGGCAUCGAAAUGUUCAAGGAAAAAAACGUCCAGAAGCGAUCUUUGUUGGGAAACAAGGUUUAACCGGGGGCAUGUCCAUAUUCUUUUUCAGCUCGAGUUCAAUUUUUUUCUAUACCUUCAGAGUCUUGAAUAAUAAGAUGGAGUUUGGAAGAUCAGUUUUUUUGGAUGUUUUAGAAAAAUAUGAGCGAAAAAAAUCAAACUCAUAUAACAAGAAAUUCGAAAAAAAGAAAUUGACAGAAAAAUUCUAGUUCCAGGUCAUUGAGUCUUAUGGGGCAACUAGUCAUCGCAAAAAAAGCUAAGAAAAACGGCAUUUAAAUAGUAAAAAAAGUAAUAAACUUUUUUUACAAAAAAAGUGGUUCGGAUAAAGCAUGCAUUCAAAAAAAGUGGUUCGCAUAAAGCAUAGGGUGGUUCGGAUAAAGUAGGUUCGGAUAAAUCAUUGGUUCGGAUAAAGCACGGUUCGGAAAAGUAUUGGCCCUUAAGCGAGGCUAUCGGCAAAACGUCUUGGCUCUAUAUAUAUAUAUAUAUAUUCUUCUUUCAGAAACGAUUUUGUACCCUAUUUCCAACGAUUCGAUAGUGAUCCCGCGCUCCUGGAACUCGAUAGCCACGCUGCCGUUGAUCAGCCCUCUGCGACUCUUUGGCCGGCAAUACGACACAGCUUUUGUAAGGACUUCAUUCUCUGAAAUGACUAUUCCUCGCAGUUGUCGACGAAUGGUGUUCUGUCCUUCGACCAGCCCCUGCCGGGCCUCGUUGAAAACGCCGACGCCAUCCACGCCAGUGCCGUCUUCGCUCUUCACGCCCAGUACGACUACGUACGAGAGGGACUCGUCGCCUACACCUACAUAAAUGGUUCCUACUUUCUUUCUUUUGUUUUAAGUCAAUUGGAAGGGGUCCGCUACAAGACUUCAUUUUUCUUUGUACCUACAACCUGUCUACUUCCGCCGACAAGAUCAUAGAAAUAUAGAAAAUUCUUGAAAACUACUGCUACUCCGAAGGAAAAGAGAGCACAGGCCAUCUAAACUUUUUUCAAGUUGAAACAAAAGGACAUGAACGAAAGCUAUGCUUCUAAAAAAAAAAAAUAAAAGUUCAGCCUUGCAAUCGAGAAAUCAUAUGGGAGCACUAACUAAAAUCACAGGGUCAAGCUUUCAAAAAUAACAUUAUCAUACUAUUUUGAGGACCUCUUCGGACGGACUUGGAUAUAUUUUCUUGAUUGUGCAAGAUUUUAUAGAAACUGACGCAGUGGCAUUUCCACUCUUGACGCGAGCCUCUCUCAGCGUGCAACAGGCCUUCGGUAUUUCUUCUUUUCGCACCCGAAGUUUGCACAUUUUCACCUUCGAUCGAGUCCGCCAAGCAGGCAGUGAAAACGUAUUGUUUCCUAUCGAUAGGGUACAAAAGUUUCUUGUCUCAUUCAGUUAAACUCUUUCCAAAUAGUCCUGUCGGAGUCUUCGGACGCCACCAUCCUCACUUUGAUAUACGAACUGACGCAGGCGAAAGGACCAAUGACAGGUGAGUCAACUCUAUGAGCCGGACGGAGGUUUUCUCGUCCAGGCAUAUCCACGCCUUCUACAUUCUACAUGCUUCCUAAUGACCGUCUCCACACCAAGUCGAAUGUUGGACAGCCGGGUAAAUGGAUGUUCCGCGUGGACGCCGUCGACCUGCAGACGUGUCCAGUUGGCCGCAAGACAGAACCUUUCUGUGACUCAGGUUCCCCUUUUUUUUUUACUGUCCGAAAAUUAAGGAUUAGAAACCUGAAGAUUUAGAAUGCGAACCUGGAAGAUUUGGUGUUGGCUGUCGGUCCGAAUGUCGCUGUUUGAACGGCGAAGCAUGUGACUCCGUCAGUGGAGGCUGUCCAAAAGGUGUCUGCGCGGCUGGCUGGACUGGCGUUUCCUGCGACGAAGGUCUGAGCUCCUUCGAUAAACUUCUUCAAAGCGUCGUUGCAGACGUCGACGAGUGUUCGACGAACGUCGUCAGCUGUGGUGACGGCGCCUUCUGCAAGAACACCAGAGGCGGCUACACGUGUGAUUGCAAGAAAGGAUACGCCCUCGUCAAUAAAGUUUGCAAACGUGAGCAUUGAGCCCAGUUUGUGCAAAUUCUGAAGUAAAAAACAAAAAAUUGGAUUUUCUGCUAGCUUCAACUUUCUUCCAUAUGUUUCCUUAGUUCCAAGCUUCAAAUUUCAAACGGUGUAAUCGACGAUUUCAAGCUCUGGAGCGUUGCCUCAGUCGAUUUGGAGUGCCGUGUGCUCGUAACGCUCGUUGUAUUGAAUCUGAAAACGGACCUUCUUGCGAGUGUCGCACCGGCUUCAAAGGAGACGGGUUCAGGUGAGAACUUUUUAAACAUUCUCAUAUUAUCUUCAUUUUGCAUAGUGCCAGAAUGAUUUAUUUUCAAUCGAACCGUUUAAGAUUUUUACUUCUAUGGAAAUUUAAAAAAUCCGGCUGUGCUCAUAAAGUUUGAAAAUUGCAGUGUUCAAGCUCUCUUGCAGUUCUUGUAAAAUGUAUGUGAGGACGUUGCUAAGUAGUAAUUGUAGUCUGUUCAGAUUUUAAAUGUCAAGCAACUAACUCCGCCCCUGCUGAGAAGGUACCUUUUCGCGUCGAUGUUUUAUCGCGCGGGACUAAUUUUGAUCUUUUUUGAUCUAAAAGAUAGAAAAAGAAGUCAAAAAUGCAGCCUUAUUAAAGGGCCAUCGUCAUCUGUAGACAAAACAUUGACGAGAAAGAUAUUGUGGCCUGGGGGUGGAGUUAGCUGCUUGACAUUCAAAAUUUGAACAGACUAUAAUAAAGAGUCUGCCUCGAAGUAAACUGUUCUAUUAGCCGUCCUUACCUUCUUUUGGGAUUUAUCAUUUUCCUUUCUUUCCUUUCCGACUUAAAAAAAACUGAUACUCGUGUGAAUAGAAUGGAUUUUCUCAGGUGCAUCGCCGAAAAUCGUGAGGCGUCGCUCGAAGACAUCUCAAAGCAUAUGCUCGAUGGCUCUCCAGACGGUGAGUCAAGGACUUACGCCGCUGUAGACGACGUCUUCUAGGGACGGCUCACGAUGCAGAAGUCGAAGCACCGGUCAACAGCGAUCGGCCGUUCGUCAUGAAAAACUGGGAAAGCUUCAAGACGUCGACGUCUGCGAGUUCCUCGGUCGCUGUUCCCAAGCUCUACACCGUGCGGACUCCGCCUCUUCUCUACACAGGUUUAUUCCGAAAUUUACUUAUUUUUUGCCAUUUUUGGUUUUAGCUCCACCGCUGAAGCCAACAGAUGAAAAUACAUCGAACGAUCGGCGUUCUUCUGAAAAAGUCGAAGAAGCAGAAGCUCUGCGAAGUUGGUUUGAACUCGAACUUCAAAUUCAAUAAAACUUUUCAGUGCUUUUUUGGAUAGUGCCAUCAUCACUAAUUGGUAUCUGGAUCCUGAUAAUUCUAGUCGUAUGUCUUCUUUGUUGGCGAAGUCAAAGGUAAUCUUAACCAAGGAUCAAACUAAUUAUAAACCUCCAUACAGGAAGCGCCGAGAACGGCAGCAAUACAACCGCGGGUGGAAGUCGGGAGUGCCGACGUCUCGAGCCAUCACGGCCCCAGUCGUCGCCAACCCCAACGUCAUCUACAGCACGAGGCCGCGCAUCACCUACGAAGGCUAUUAA
Caenorhabditis auriculariae is the source of this 14852-nucleotide messenger RNA. Lineage: Eukaryota; Metazoa; Nematoda; Chromadorea; Rhabditida; Rhabditidae. The record is from the annotation of a GenBank genome assembly.